This is a messenger RNA of Sardina pilchardus (European sardine), 2085 nucleotides long. Its product is annotated as aldo-keto reductase family 1 member B1-like. The transcript has 10 exons. The record is from RefSeq and is a predicted model, not a curated record. Bases 126 to 1076 code for a protein of 316 amino acids. Gene Ontology annotation, cellular component: cytosol. Gene Ontology annotation, molecular function: aldose reductase (NADPH) activity. NCBI's taxonomy places the organism in Eukaryota, Metazoa, Chordata, Actinopteri, Clupeiformes, Clupeidae.
CCAAUACCGACUCAGCGAGCCGCUACUCUCGCCCCCAGUAAUAGGCGGCGUCACACACGCUCAGUCUGUAGCCUUGGAACCUCAACGGCACUUUCUCUCCGACCGAAUAUCACAUCUCCGCAGUGAUGACGACCUCCGUGAGUCUCGGUACCGGCGCAUCGAUGCCCAUAGUGGGCCUGGGCACAUGGAGGGCGUCUGAAGGUCAGGUGGAGCAGGCGGUGCGGGCGGCCAUCUUGGCGGGGUACCGGCACAUUGACGGGGCGUUCGUCUACCAGAACGAGGCCGAGGUGGGGGCGGGGCUAAAGGCCAUGAUGCAGCAGGGCGUGGUCAAAAGGGAGGAGCUUUUCAUCGUCAGCAAGCUGUGGUGUACGUUCCACCAGCGGUCUCUAGUGAGGGGUGCGUGUGAGAAGACACUGCAGGACCUUCAGCUGGAUGCCCUUGACCUCUACCUCAUGCACUUCCCCAUCGGAUUCCAGCCUGGAGACAAUCUCUUUCCUCUGGGGACUGAUGACCAAGUCAUCGGAGAUGACAGCAACUUCCUGGACACAUGGGAGGCCAUGGAGGAGCUGGUGGACUGUGGCCUGGUUAAAGCCAUCGGCAUCUCCAACUUCAACCACCAGCAGAUCGAGACCAUCCUGAACAAGCCCGGACUCAAGUACAAACCUGCCAAUAACCAGAUCGAGUGCCAUCCGUACCUGACCCAGGACAAGCUGAUCAGCUACUGCCACUCAAAGGGCAUCAGCGUAACGGCCUACAGUCCUCUGGGCUCCCCAGACAGACCCUGGGCAAAAGCAGACGAGCCGUCGCUGCUGGAGGACCCCAAGAUUAACGCCAUCGCCCGCCAGCACAACAAGACUGCAGCACAGGUUCUGAUCCGGUUCCACAUCCAGAGGAAUGUGGCCGUCAUUCCCAAGUCCUCCAACCCACAGCGCAUCACAGAGAACUUCCAGGUGUUUGACUUUGAGCUCAGUCCAGAGGACAUGAAGACCAUCCUCAGCUUCAACAGGAACUUCAGGGGCUUCAAAAUGGAGUGGGCUUCACAGCACAAAGACUUUCCCCUGAAUGCAGAGUUCUGAGAAUCCACUCGUACUGGACCAGCAAGUGUGUGUGGUUGGAUGAGGGUGUGUGUGUGUAUGUGUGUGUCAGAUGAAGGAGACUUAAAGGAGAAUUCCGGUGUGAUAUUGACUUAAAGUGUGUUGAAACAUGAUACCGAGUGUGAGCGUUUGUCUGAGAGCUGAUCUCGACCUGCCCCCUGCACUCAGAAAUCUGCCGCUAGUUAGUCGAUGCUACUGUAAGGCCAGGUUUUUACAUUCCUUUGAGGUAGAUUAGAACUGAAUGCCUUUUGGUGCUAAUUUACAUCUAUGUGAGACUUUGAUAGCUCGCUAUUGUUUUAGCUGGCUGUGGCCGGCACCCCAUCAAGCAGCCAUCACCACUUCCUCCAUCUAUACAGUGAAAGUCAAAAUGACAACUUCUGAAAUACUUGUAAAAUGUAUGUUGUGAAUGUAAUACAUUCAUGUUUGGUCUUAAAUUAAUACUUGCAAUGUGGGCAACAGCCUGAUCAUGGUUCCAUUGCAAUCUAAUGUAUUUAUACAUAGUUGUAGAAUAAGAACUACACUGGGGAACUUUAGGUGAUUGACACACCCACACCACACCCACAUGGUCGGGGGUGACCUGCAUGAUGGUUAAAGGUUAAAGGUUAAAGGUUGAGAUGUUUCUCACCUCUGCCUCUUCUGAUUCUCUGCUACUCAUUCUUCCAUUCAUGCUCGGCUCUGGGCAAGGGGUCAUUCUGAUCUCUUGUCCCCUCUUUCUCUCUCUCUCUCCCCCUUUCCCUUUCUCUCUCUCUUUAUCUCUUUGUUUCCUUAUGGUUUGUUAUUUUCAUUAUUUGAUGCAUUGUCUUAUCUGGUGUAUUUAACAUUGUAACUUGGUAACUUGUUAAGGUUUAAGUUCAAGUUUACUGUUUGUUAUGAGGUUACGUUUACUUUCUCCUUUUGUUCCUUUGUUUAAGGAUAAUUAUAUAAUAACUGAUAUUACUUUACUCUUACAUUCAAAGGCUCAAUGCCUAAUAAAUGGAUAAUUUACCCGUCA